CGCUAAGCGCCAGAUCUCCGCACGACAGCUAAACAUUAUCCUCGUAGAUCCUCUCAAUCACGAUACUAUAGCGAAGACCAGUCUACAUCUUACCGUUCGUCUCGAGGAUGGGUCGCAAAUCGGGGAAGAGCAUGAACCCGGCGGAUGCUCACCGCAAGCUCCAACGCAAACGGGAGCUGAAAAAGAACAAAGAAGAGCGGAAGAAAAUUCGGUUGAUCACAACUGCACAAAAAGACACAUCGAAGGUUCUUGCAGAACUUGCCACAUAUCGAGAACUAGAGCAGACUGAUCCAACUGUACGCACGAAGCGACAAUAUGCUGAACAGAGGAUCAAAAAGAUCAAUGAAGCACGACAGCAACUAGGACUUGCACCUGUCGACCCAAAUGCUCCGUUACCGAAGCAGAAACAAAAGAAAGAAGCAGACGUGGAAAUGAAAUGGUACCAUCCCACUUUCAACCCACAUGGACCGAAGAAGCCUGCGCACCUUGAUGAAGAAAGCGAAGGUGAUAGUGAUGAGAGCGAAGGCGAUUCUGACUCUUCAGUUUCAUCUUCAGAAGGGGAGAGCGAACAAAAUGAACCAGAAACUGUCACAACCCAGAAAGCCGAGCCAGAGCCCAUGCUUCAAUAUGACGACCUAUCCUAUAUACCAUUACCCGACGGAGCAACACCUAAUUUUGAAGCACAGAUAUAUGUCACAUUGGAGCUACCAGAAAUCCGAAAUAAGGCGGAUUACAAAACGUCCCCAGCUCGAGACUCAUCCACCCAACCUCCCGCGACACCGGGUCAGGUCAGACCAACACCUGGACAACACCACAACCCGUAUCCAACCGAACGGCCACCAGAACCUCCAUUUGGUCCCCCGUAUAGACAUCCUGGACAAUGGGGACCGCCAAGCGGACCAGGAAUGCCCAUACCAGGUUACUACCGUCCACCUUUUAUGCCUCCCCCACAUGGCAUGCCCCCAGGCCCGCCACCAUAUCCACCAUUCGGACCGCCAGGAUUCAUGCCGCGACCAGGACCACCGUUUAUGGGACCUCCACCUGGUAUGGCACCGUAUGGUCCCCCACCAGGUUUUCACGGCGGUUAUCCGCAUUCUUCGGUGAACACGGCGCCUGAAGCAGGACCUCAACCAGAACCACAGCCUGCACCUGCACCAGUUAUAGCAGCUGCACCACAAAUGCGAGAUCUUCAAGCAGAGUCGGUAAAAUUGAUUCCAGCGUCAUUGCUGAGAAAGAAGACAACAGCAGGCCAGCCGAAACUUGGAUCUGCACCGAAGCCGCUGCGACCACCUCCCAAGAAGGCGCUUAAUGCGGCACCAGAUGUCGAAGGCGAAGGGGGCGAGUCUCCUUUACCGGCACCAUCAGCUCCCGCCCCACCAGUCAAAAAACCACCAGUGAAGGCGGCUACGGAUGAGUAUGAUGAGUUUAUGAGUCAGAUGAAAGAUCUAUUGUAGAUAAUUUCGUAAAGAAUUACAUAAUUAUGCAAAUUUCAACACAAGAUUGAGAUUGCCCUACUGUUUA
Messenger RNA from Spizellomyces punctatus DAOM BR117, 1521 nucleotides. RefSeq lists its product as uncharacterized. Gene Ontology annotation, biological process: RNA processing. The record is from RefSeq and is a predicted model, not a curated record. The transcript is spliced from 8 exons. Bases 108 to 1454 code for a protein of 448 amino acids. Lineage: Eukaryota; Fungi; Chytridiomycota; Chytridiomycetes; Spizellomycetales; Spizellomycetaceae.